CGGAGUGGGCGGGCGUGCGGAGAUUCCCGGAAGCGCAAGAGGCCCCGGCGCGUAGUGGACCCGGAUCCAAGGAACAGCGAUGUGGCUGGAGGUGGGGGGCUUACUGCGGGGGACUUGUGGACAACUGGGCCGGACUGUUGGUCUGCCUUGUGGGGCCCUGGGGCCUGGGCCCCACUGGUGGGGGCCAUGUGGGGGUUCUUGGACCCAAAUGUUCCAUAAGGGUGGGCCUAGCAGAGGCCUGGGUGAGGAGGACAUUCGCAGGGCACGGGAGACUCGGAUCAGGAAGACACCCCGGCCCCAGGACUGGCUGUCGGCCUGGGAUUGGGAGUGCUGGCUGAGGUGGCCAAGAAGUCCCUGCCAGGAGGACAUCUACCAUCAGACCAACGGAAUCGGACAACGUAUUCUCACAUGUGUCUGGCCGCUUUGGCUCAACGUUCUGUUGGAGGGAUGCCUCUGUGUCACUAGAGCGGCACCCGGCCAGGCUCCAGUCACUUCCUGUCAGAGGCCAAUGCCGAGCGGAUCGUGCAGACCUUGUGUACAGUUCGGGGGGCCGCCCUCAAGGUUGGCCAAAUGCUCAGCAUCCAGGGUACAGCACAACAGCUUCAUCAGCCCCCAGCUUCAGCGCAUCUUCGAGCGGGUCCGCCAGAGCGCCGACUUCAUGCCCCGCUGGCAGAUGCUGAGAGUUCUCGAAGAGGAGCUGGGCAGGGACUGGCAGGCCAAGGUGGCCUCUUUGGAGGAGGUGCCCUUUGCUGCUGCCUCUAUCGGGCAGGUGCACCAGGGCAUGCUGAGGGACGGGACAGAGGUGGCCGUGAAGAUCCAGUACCCAGGCGUUGCCCAGAGCAUCCAGAGUGAUAUCCAGAACCUGCUGGCAGUGCUGAAGAUGAGUGUGGCCCUGCCCGAGGGCCUGUUUGCUGAGCAAAGCCUGCAGGCCUUGCAGCAGGAGCUGGCCUGGGAGUGUGACUACCGCCGUGAGGCGGCUUGUGCCCAGAACUUCAGGCAGUUGUUGGCAGGUGACCCUUUCUUCCGAGUGCCAGCUGUGAUUGAGGAGCUGUGCACAACGCGGGUGCUGGGCAUGGAACUGGCUGGAGGGGUCCCCCUGGACCAGUGCCAGGGCUUAAGCCAGGACAUCCGGAACCAGAUCUGCUUCCAGCUCCUGAGGCUGUGUCUGCGGGAGCUGUUUGAAUUCCGAUUCAUGCAGACGGACCCCAACUGGGCCAACUUCCUGUACGAUGCCUCCAGCCACCAGGUGACCCUCCUGGACUUUGGUGCAAGCCGGGAAUUUGGGACUGAAUUCACAGACCAUUACAUCGAGGUGGUGAUGGCAGCAGCCAAUGGAGACAGAGACCGGGUCCUGCAGAAAUCCCGGGACCUCAAAUUCCUCACAGGCUUUGAAACCAAGGCAUUCUCGGAUGCCCACGUGGAGGCAGUGAUGAUCCUGGGGGAGCCCUUCGCCACCCAGGGCCCCUACGACUUUGGGGCAGGUGACACUGCCCGCCGAGUGCAGGGUCUCAUCCCUGUGCUGCUGCAGCACCGGCUGCGCCCACCGCCGGAGGAGACCUAUGCCCUGCACCGCAAGCUGGCAGGGGCCUUCCUGGCCUGCGCCCGCCUCCGUGCCCAUAUCGCCUGCCGGGACCUCUUUCAGGACACCUACCACCGCUAUUGGGCCAGUCGCCAGGCCUAGCCUCUGCCUGCAGCCUCCUGACCAGAAGGGACUUGGGGUCAGACCCUUUAGAUGGCCUCCAUCCUGUGAUUCUGGCCCCAAAGCAGGCCAUCCACUGCUGCGAUGCCUCCCUUCCAUUCCCCUGCAGGCCUGGGGACCACCCGGUCUGAUUUCCCGGUUCUUGCCUAGCUCCCUUCCUCGGGGCUGGGGAAACCUCCAGCUAGGGAACUCCCAACUUCACACCCCCAUAUCCUGAUCUUCCCACUCCCGUGUGGGCACCCAGGAACUCUACGCCAGGGAUUAAUUUAUUUUUGCCAACGUUUAAGAGCCUUAGGCCCUCUGCACCCAGUCAUGCAGAUCCAGACUCAUCUAGAUGGGGAGCCCCACACCUCUGGGUCAGGUCUCUCACGGAUCUGGCCAGUGAAAGGGGAGGAGCGGUGGCUGGUGGAGGCAGCCCUCACCUUUGCUGCCCUCACCCCUCCACCAGCUGCGUUCUCCCGGGCUCCAUCCUUUCUGUGUGUUGGGGAGGGAGUAAGGGAGGGUGUUUGAAACUUCAGUCAGAAUAAAAGUGGCUCUCCCCUUC
Molecule: messenger RNA, 2243 nt
Organism: Acinonyx jubatus (cheetah)
Lineage: Eukaryota; Metazoa; Chordata; Mammalia; Carnivora; Felidae
Gene: COQ8B
Product: coenzyme Q8B
Exons: 15
Coding region: 80-1681 (533 amino acids)
Biological process (GO): ubiquinone biosynthetic process
Cellular component (GO): extrinsic component of mitochondrial inner membrane
Molecular function (GO): kinase activity
Source: RefSeq, a predicted model, not a curated record